This is a messenger RNA of Myotis brandtii (Brandt's bat), 1173 nucleotides long. RefSeq names its product general transcription factor IIIA (gene GTF3A). NCBI's taxonomy places the organism in Eukaryota, Metazoa, Chordata, Mammalia, Chiroptera, Vespertilionidae. The annotation marks the transcript as partial. Gene Ontology annotation, cellular component: nucleus. The transcript has 9 exons. The record is from RefSeq and is a predicted model, not a curated record.
CUGACCAUCGCCGACGCGUUCGUCAGGGCCGGCGAGAGCCCCGCCCCGCCGCUCCCCGCGCUUCCGAGGAGGUUCAUCUGCUCCUUCCCGGAUUGCAGCGCCAGUUACAACAAGGCCUGGAAGUUAGACGCGCACCUGUGCAAGCACACGGGGGAGAGACCAUUUGUUUGUGACUAUGAAGGGUGUGGCAAAGCCUUCGUCAGGGACUACCACCUGAGCCGCCAUGCCCUGCUUCACACUGGAGAAAAGCCCUUUGUUUGUGCAGCUAGUGGCUGUGAUCAAAAAUUCAACACAAAAUCAAACUUGAAGAAACAUUUUGAACACAAACACGAAAAUCAACAAAAACAAUAUGUGUGCACUUUUGAAGGUUGUAAGAAGACCUUUAGGAAACAUCAGCAGCUGAAAACCCAUCAAUGCCAGCAUACCAAUGAGCCACUGUUCAAGUGCACCCAUGAAGGCUGCGGGAAACACUUUGCUUCACCCAGCAGGCUGAAGAGACACGGGAAGGUCCAUGAGGGCUAUAAAUGUCAAAAAGAAUGUUCCUUUGUGGCAAAAACAUGGACAGAGCUCCUGAAACAUGUGAGAGAAACCCAUAAAGAGAAAAUAAUAUGUGAAGUAUGCCAGAAAACAUUUAAACGCAAAGAUUAUCUGAAGCAACAUAUGAAAACACAUAACCCAGAAAGGGAUGUGUGUCGAUGUCCAAGAGAAGGCUGUGGUAGAACCUAUACAACUGUGUUCAAUCUCCAGAGCCAUAUUCUCUCUUUUCAUGAGGAAAGGCAUCCGUUUGUGUGUGAACACGCUGGCUGUGGCAAAACUUUUGCCAUGAAACAGAGUCUCACUAGGCAUGCUGUUGUGCAUGACCCUGACAAAAAGAAAAUGAAGCUCAAAGUAAAACAAGCUCGUGGAAAACGGAGUUUGUCCUCCCGUCUCAGUGGAUACAUUCCUCCUAAAGGGAAACAAGAACAUGGCUUAUCUUUGCCUAAAACUGGAGAGUUGCUGAAUUGCACUGAGGACAAAGUGCUCUCGACAGUUGCGGUACUUACCCUCAGCUAAACAUCCAAUUGUUCUCCACAGACCAGCCAGCUCAGUUACAGGCAGACCUUAUUGGUGGUUCCAGACCACUGCAAUAAAACAUGUAGUGCAAUAAAGCAAGUUGAAAUGCCUUUGCUUGUG